Molecule: messenger RNA, 2634 nt
Organism: Lates calcarifer (barramundi perch)
Lineage: Eukaryota; Metazoa; Chordata; Actinopteri; Centropomidae
Product: extracellular calcium-sensing receptor-like
Biological process (GO): G protein-coupled receptor signaling pathway
Cellular component (GO): membrane
Molecular function (GO): G protein-coupled receptor activity
Source: RefSeq, a predicted model, not a curated record
AUACACAGUGUAUAAAGAGUGCAGUAGGGGGGUAGAGUUCAAGAGGCCAGCCUUCAGAGCGAAGCAAUGGCACUGCUGAAGCUGGUCCUCCUGGCUCUUCUGAUUAGGAAGGUGAUGCCUGUGUGUCGCCUGCAGGGGAUGGCGCAACUGCCUGAGCUGUCCAAGGAUGGAGACUUCAUCUUAGGUGGCAUUUUCACCUUUCACACUGGGUACAGAGGCAGCGUGCCCACAUUUCAAUCCUUACCCGAUCCUCCAACGUGUCUGAACAUCAAUGUAAGAGAAUUCAAAUUUGCCCAGACCAUGAUUUUUGCAAUUGAGGAGAUAAAUCAAAAUGCUGCAAUGCUCCCAAAUUACACGCUGGGCUACAAGAUUUACAAUUCCUGUGGAAUGACAAACAUUAUGAAGGCUGCUAUAGAUUUAGCCAGUGGACAGAGGGAGAUCAUAGAUGAGAGGAACUGUACAAAGCCUGACACUGCCCAGGCUGUACUAGGCCACUCUGGCUCAGCACCUACAGUGGGAUUUGCUCGGAUUAUAGGAAGAUUUCAUAUACCAGUGCUCAGCCACUUUGCAACCUGUGCAUGUCUGAGCAACAGAGAGGAGUUUCCAACGUUCUUCCGAACCAUUCCCAGUGAUCUCCACCAGAGCAGAGCCUUAGCAAAGCUGGUCAAGCUCUUUGGCUGGACCUGGGUGGGGGCAAUAAGUAAUAAAAAUGACUACGGUAACAACGGGAUCGCCACAUUUAUACAAGCUGCACAAGAAGAAGGGGUGUGCAUUGAGUACUACCAGGCAUUUGAGCAAACAGGUCCUCCCCGUGAGUUAACAAAAGUGGUUGAAACUGUGAGGCACUCAACCUCUAAAGUCAUCGUAGCCUUCAUGUCCCACAGAGAAGUUAAUGUGCUGGCAACAGAGUUGUAUAAACAGAACAUUACAGGACUGCAGUGGGUCGGCAGCGACGCCUGGAUCACAGAUCACUCUCUAACUGACAGUGAGGGGCACAGCAUCCUGGAGGGAUCUCUGGGCUUCGCUGUCAGCCGAGCUAAGAUCCCAGGGCUGGAGGAGCACCUGAGGGGGCUCCAUCCCUCCCAGUUCCCUGACAGUCAGUUUGUCAGAGAUUUCUGGGAACAUGUGUUUGACUGCUCGCUGAAUGAUAGUACAAAUGCACAAAAAAAGCCAUGCAGCGGCUCUGAGAGCUUGCAGAAUGUUCAGUCAUAUUUCACAGAUGUUUCAGAGCUGAGAUUCACAAACAAUGUCUACAAGUCAGUUUACUCAGUAGCUCACGCUCUCCACAACCUGGUCACAUGUGAAGAGAGGAACGGCCCUCUCUAUAGUGGGAGCUGUACUGAUCCCAAACACAUUCAACCAUGGCAGGUGCUACAUUAUUUGCAGAAUAUCAACUUCACAACAAAUCAGGGGGAGAGAGUGACCUUUGACCAGAAUGGAGAUCCACCUGCAAGAUAUGAACUAAUAAAUAUACAGCGUGUUACUUCAGGAACUAUGCAUGUUGCCACAGUUGGUGUUUUUGAUGCAACUCUGCCCUGUGAGCGUCAGUUUAUAAUGAAUGGCAUGAAGAUAGUUUGGGGUGGAGGAAGUCAUACGGUGCCUGUGUCAGUGUGCAGUGAGAAAUGCCCCCCAGGAAGACGCAAAGUCCUCCAGAAAGGAAAGCCUGUCUGCUGCUAUGAUUGCAUACCCUGUCCAGCAGGCGAGAUCAGUAAUCUAACAGAUUCAAUACACUGUAUGAAAUGCCCACCAGAAUACUGGUCCAACAACCAGAGAGAUGCUUGCAUCCCUAAAGUAAUAGAAUUCUUGGCAUAUGAUGAAAUCCUGGGUACACUGUUAGCCUUAUUUUCAUUGCUUGGAGUUUUUCUAACUAUGAUCACAACACAAGUCUUCUACUGCCACAAAGAAACCCCACUAGUGCGGGCCAAUAACUCUGAGCUGAGCUUCCUGCUGCUCUUCUCCUUGACUCUGUGUUUCCUGUGCUCUCUGACCUUCAUCGGCCGGCCCUCUGAGUGGUCCUGCAUGCUGCGACACACAGCAUUCGGCAUCACCUUUGUCCUCUGUAUCUCUUGUGUACUGGGGAAAACUAUAGUAGUGUUAAUGGCCUUCAGGGCUACACUUCCAGGUAGUAAUGUGAUGAAAUGGUUUGGGCCAACACAGCAGAGACUCAGUGUUCUGGCUUUCACUCUCAUACAGGUUGUGAUUUGUAUACUUUGGCUGACAAUCAACCCUCCUUUCCCUUUUGAGAAUUUGUUGCUCUAUAAGGACAGAAUUAUCUUAGAGUGCGCUUUGGGCUCAGCUGUAGGGUUCUGGGCUGUGUUAGGAUAUAUAGGACUCCUGGCUCUCUUGUGUUUUCUACUUGCUUUUUUGGCUCGAAAGCUGCCUGAUAAUUUCAAUGAAGCUAAACUCAUCACCUUCAGCAUGCUGAUAUUCUGUGCAGUCUGGAUCACCUUUAUCCCAGCUUAUGUCAGCUCUCCUGGGAAGUUCACUGUGGCUGUGGAGAUAUUUGCUAUUCUGGCUUCUAGUUAUGGGCUACUUUUCUGCAUUUUUAUCCCCAAAUGUUAUGUUAUUUUAAUGAGACCAGAACAAAAUACAAAAAAGCAUAUAAUUGGCAAAACAAAAGAUAUUCAUUGUUAA